GCAAGAUCAUAAUGCUGCAAAACUCGCAUGCCCGCCAAAUGAGAAAGAACGCCAGACCGCUAUAACGCUUACCGAUAACCAUAUCGUCGAUCUGAAACUACUGUUGUUGAGGAUCAGCAAUACUCCAGUUGAUCCAGAGUCCUCCGAACUACCCCAACUUCAAGCAUACCACAUCAAACCGGGCAUGAGCAUCGAUUUCGAAUUUUCGGAACAAC
Molecule: messenger RNA, 215 nt
Organism: Amoebophrya sp. A120
Lineage: Eukaryota; Dinophyceae; Syndiniales; Amoebophryaceae
Source: the annotation of a GenBank genome assembly